Messenger RNA from Clunio marinus, 2622 nucleotides. NCBI's taxonomy places the organism in Eukaryota, Metazoa, Arthropoda, Insecta, Diptera, Chironomidae. The record is from the annotation of a GenBank genome assembly.
UGAGAAACUAAAUAUUGCUUGCGUGGAGUUUUGACGAAGAAAAGAAAAAAGAGAUAACUUUCUUUAAUUUCGCAAGUUUACGGAUUCUUGCUUUUGUAAUGAAUGAUUUAAAUCAUUCAUUCUAAAAUAAUAAUUAUAGUAUAACAAAAUUGGAUAAAUUAUGGACAAACAAAAUUCUAAUACAUUUUUGUGUAAUGAUGAUUGGAUACAGGACGAGUCUUUUCUCGAUUCUAUAUUUUCUAUGGAAAAUGAAUUGUUGAACACAUCAGAUUUUGGGGCUCAACCAAAUGAUCUUAUCGAAAACAUGUUAAAUUUUAGUGAUCCUCCGAUGUUUAAUUGCGCCGAAAACUUUAAGAAUGAACCAAUAUUUUCCUCUGGAGCUUCAGAUAGCGGAUUGUCUAGUGAUAAUUUGGACUUGGACAUAAAUAAUGACUUGGAUAUUUUGAAUUCUUGCUUGCCUUCUCCACGAAAUUAUAGUCAGGAAAAGUCAGAAAUAAUUGACAGAAUGGAAACUAUGAACACUUCUAAUGAGACAGCUCCUUUGAAGCGAAGUGCAAGAAGUAGCAGAAACAACAGUAAAUUUGGAUCAUUGACUUUAAAAAACGUGAAUAACAACAAUAAGAAAGGCAAUCAAAAGCUUUUGCAUUUCAAAAAUGUCAACAAUAAGUCUCGUUCUAUUAUCGUACCAGUUUCAUCGAAAAAUAUAAAAGAUUUUCAUUCGAUUAAAAUUGUUAAUACAGGAUCACUACAAUUUAAAGGUGCUAACAUAAAAGCGGUUGCUGCAAAUUUAUUACAAAAAUCAAAACAAGGCUUAUUGCAGAAGAACAUUUUGAUACCGAAACAAAAAGUUGAAUGUAAUGAAAUGGAAGACGAUGAUGACGAAAAUAUGUUAAAUUUUGACGACAUAAUGCAAGAAUCUGAUGAGGUUAUUGCAGCGCAUGAAGAUGACGAUGAUGACAUGUCAUCUGUAGAAAGUUGCAGCUCUGGUUAUCCAAAGCUUCUUCUUACCAACGAAGAGAAACGAUUACUAUCAAAAGAAGGCAUCACAUUACCAACAAGUUAUCCACUAACAAAACAUGAAGAACGAGAAUUGAAAAGAAUUCGUCGUAAAAUUCGUAACAAAAUUUCUGCACAAGAUUCCCGAAAACGAAAGAAGGAAUACAUCGAUGGUCUUGAAGAGAGGGUGAAGCAAUGCUCUGAAGAAAAUCAACACUUGAUUAAACGCAUUAAAGUUCUCCAAAAUCAAAAUCAUGACCUCAUGUCAAAAAUGAAAAAGCUUCAGAAUUUGUUAACGAAAAGCACCGGAAAGUCGGCCCAACCAGCAACAUGCUUAAUGAUUCUUCUGUUGUCAAUGGCACUCGUGGCAUUACCAAACAUUAAUUUGAAUAAAAAUACCUUAAAUGCCAAUGAUUUAGUCACCGCAUCAUUUGGUGAUCAACAAAACCGAAGAAAUUUAUUAUUUGAUUUGAAAUCAGAAUUAGAAGACAUGGAUUCAGAGGAUUCCUUGAUGUAUGUUUCAAACGAGCAUGAUUAUGUUGAGAACGUUUAUAAGUAUGUCUUUCAACUGUCUUCAGAAGCAUCUUCGCUUACAUUACCUUCAACGAAGAGCUCAAAAAUGCUUAUUGAUUAUGACAUCGAUUCAAUAGAUGAAUGGGAACAAAAAAAACGUUCUGAGAAUGGAAAUCUUAUUAUUUACAAUGAUGGUACUACGCAGAAGUCAAAGAUAACAGUAAGUAAGGAUCUUUUUGAUAUUGGUUCCACACAAGCAACGCUGAAUAAAACGCAAAGUCAAAAUGAACUCAACGAAUCACAUAAAAUUUUGGCUCAAAAUAUAAUCAACCUUGCAUCUGCAACGCCUCUUCAAAAAUCUAGCACUUCUUAACUGACCACAUUCUUCAAAAUAUUUACAUUUAAUGUUUAAUAAAUACUAGAGUUUAAUACAUAUUUUAUUAUGAAAUAUUUUCAGUUAAAAAAGAUGAAAAGUGAAACUUCUGUAGAAUUAUUGUUUGUAUCUAAAUAAUUAUUGCUUAAGAAGAUUUAAUAUAUAUUUGAUAACUUUUGAUUCAAUUAGAUAUGCUGAAUGAGUUUACAAAUUCUCUUGAACAUUUAUCAUACUUAGUAUUUGUCCUUUUAUUGUUAGCUUAUUAAAUCACAAAGUUAAAAUAUCGUUUAGAAUUAUAUUGGUGCGAUGUUAGUAUAGCUAAGUUCAUAGAUAUGAUGAUCAUAGAUAUCUCAUCGCAGAAAUGUCUAAUUUGAACUAUCUAAAAGUGAAGUAGAGAAAUACGAAGAUAAAUUGAAUGUGGUACGGGCCAACUUCUCUUAAAAGAGAAGAUUUCAAAACUAUUCACGGGCAGUUCUAUAUGGAACUGACAAUGAUUUCAACUUUAAUUGUUAUUGAUGAAUCAUGUUUCAUAUUCAUUGAUAAAUCUUCGAUAUUUUCUACGUCAUUUCAUAAUAUAUUCCCUUAUUUUAAAAAGAAAUUAUAAAGUAAGAAUAAAUUUUUGUAGAAGCUAUUUUGGAUUAAUUGUUCUGUAUCCUGUAACAUUUAAGUGAAACUUUAUGAAAUGCAUCCAAUAAUAAUAUAAAUAAAAUAAAACCAAUUUUCAUUUGUUUAAACUUAAA